Molecule: messenger RNA, 786 nt
Organism: Penicillium malachiteum
Lineage: Eukaryota; Fungi; Ascomycota; Eurotiomycetes; Eurotiales; Aspergillaceae
Product: DUF3632 domain-containing protein
Exons: 2
Coding region: 1-786 (261 amino acids)
Source: RefSeq, a predicted model, not a curated record
AUGGCAAACAUCGACUUUAGCAUCGACGAGACAGACCCCGAUGUGACGGCAGCAUGCGGCAACUUCUCUGUCUUGAAAGCCCAUCGGACGCUUCAAGAGUAUUUGGAGGCUUGCGAAGAUACCCCCGGAGCUCUUCUAUGUACGGUCGCACGUAUUGACCUUAUGCUGUCUCCGCACAAUAAGGAGAGCAGGGAAAAAGAGGCGAAGGCGGAGUACGAACAUCGAAUGUUUUACCAGAAGCUCUUGGAUCUAGUGUGCAAGAUCCCCUACUCCCACCCAGCACAGGCACACUUGGUCUCCUUACUGGGUCAGCUAUCAAAAUCGAGGAGUCUGAACUCACAUAAGGAGUGUUUUGUAUUCUCCUAUCAUCCUGAUUCUCAGACAGAGGAAGCUUACAUCCGCCAGUGUGCAUUUAUGGCCCGGCUAUCAAGUGCUGGAAUCAUCCAAGGCUUCCACACGUCUUUGCGGAAUCUCCGAACAAGCUUGGAAUUUGACUGGAGCAAAGACGAUCACCACAAUAUGAGAGUCGCGGGAAGUACCAUGUGGAUUCUUUUCGCUGGUCAGUUUCUAUUUCAAAACAUGGUUCAUUCCCGUGCAUGUGUCGAUGAAGUGUCUUUGGAGCUUGGAGAACUCUACACUGGGCCUGUCAUGGGUUUAGACCGUUGGUGCUUCUGGCGAAAAGCCUUCGAUUCUGCCAGAGAAUGUACUCAAUUCAGUGAUGACACGAAAGCUCUCGUAGGGAAGACGAUUGAUUUGAUGGAUGCUAUCGAACGUGCGAACACUUGA